AUGGCAGUAUCAACAGAUGGUAUUUACUCUACACUAGCAGCUGAGGAGAUUGAGUUCCUUUUGUCACAUAGUGGAGAGGUGCCGUUGGAGUAUCUCCACGGAAAAACGAUUUGUCUCUUCUUCUCUGCAAGCUGGUGCAGGCCUUGCAAGGACUUCACUCCAGAGCUGGUAAAGCUCUACGAGAGUCUUCAGAAACGAGGAGAAGAACUCGAGAUCAUCUUUGUCUCGUUUGAUCAUGAUAUGACUUCAUUCUAUGAGCACUUUUGGUGCAUGCCGUGGCUUGCAGUUCCUUUCAGUUUAAGCCUACGCAACAAGUUAGCGGAAAAGUACAGGAUUGCUCGUGUCCCAUCACUCGUUCCUCUGUAUCCAGACGAAACCUCGGUCGCUGAAGAUGUGAUUGGUCUAGUUGAAGACUAUGGCCCUGAAGCAUUCCCUUUCACUAAAAAGAGAAAAGAAGAACUCAAGGCCAUUGAUGACUCCAAACGCUUUGGAGGACAGUUGGAGAAACUCCUUACGCAUGAAUCCCGGAACUACGUUGUCUCUAGAAAUGGAAGCAAGGUAGUAGUUUCUGAGCUUGUGGGCAAGACCAUAGGUUUAUACUUUGGUGCACAUUGGUGUCCGCCUUUUCGAUCCUUCACUUCUCAGCUCGUAGAUGUGUACAAUGAGCUUGUGACCGCAACAAAAGGCUGCUUUGAAGUCAUCUUAGUCUCAACAGACAGAGACUCGAGAGAGUUCAACAUCAACAUGACCAACAUGCCAUGGCUUGCAAUACCUUAUGAGGACAGAAGAAGGCAAGAUCUCUGUAGAAUCUUCAACAUCAAACUCAUACCGGCACUAGUCAUCGUAGGACCCGAAGGGAAGACUGUGAACACAAACGCGAGAGAAAUGGUGUCGUUGUAUGGAUCGAGGAGUUAUCCGUUCACGGAAUCGAGGAUUGUUGAGUUAAAAGCUUGUUUGAAGAAAGAAGGUGAUUCGUUUCCGAGGAGAGUGAAAGAUAAGAAGCAUGAGCAUGAGCUAAAGCUGGAUAUGGCGAAAGCGUAUGUGUGUGAUUUCUGUAAGAAGCAAGGCAGGUUUUGGGCGUUUUCUUGCGACGGUUGUGAUUAUGAUCUUCAUCCUACAUGUGUGGAAGAACAAGAAGCAUUAUCGGUUUAG
Molecule: messenger RNA, 1152 nt
Organism: Microthlaspi erraticum
Lineage: Eukaryota; Viridiplantae; Streptophyta; Magnoliopsida; Brassicales; Brassicaceae
Source: the annotation of a GenBank genome assembly